AUGCGCUCUCUUGUGCUCGCAGCCAUCGGCUCAUUUCUCUGCGGAAGUGCUGCGUCGGUGGCCCCCGACGAUGUUCGGUCCCAUGCUGUCGCUUUCAACCAAAGCACUCUUCUACGCCUCCAUGAUGCCGCACCUGGUGAUCCAGGACCGCUGAAGUCACACGGCAAAGCUGUGGGCACGACCGCGUCUGUCGGUCCAAGGCUUUUGCCCGACUCGGCUGUGGACGGGACCGGCCUCGACAACGAGCAAAGGGAGGAGCGAGGGUUUGAUCCGGUGAAGUCACUACACAGUCUACGUGACGAUAUGUGGGUUUUUCUCACACGACGAUCCCCUGCAUCCGUUUUCGACAAGUUUGUUCGCCCUAAGGAACCUGUCACUCGUCGCGCCAUCGUACAGUGGCUGGAGUAUGUUGACACGCCAGAAGCGAAGAACUUCUACUACAGCGGAAAAGGGCUGUUUCAGGAUCUGAGGAAGAAAAUACCACUCAGCCAAAAGAUAGGACUGCUCGAUUUGCUAGCAGUUGUUGCUACUGAAAUGCAUGCUGCCACUUCGCGACGACCGUCCUCUGCACUCAACUCUGACAAGCUGAAUGCGAUCCUGCUGAAGCCCCGGGCUGCGCUCAAACUGUUCGACCAUAAAUUCAUAAUAACGGAGCCAAUGUUAGCGAUGAGCUGGAUCCGGUACAAUGAGGCGGUCAGACAAGUGGAUCCUGACAGCGCUGUUCCCCUUGCUGAGAUAGCAAGUCGUUUGUUUGUGCACAAUCCAAGCAAAGGUGGCCCUGUGUUAGAUGGUCAUACCAAGGCGGUCGGCGACUUCCUGACGCGUCUAUGGGAAAAAUUAUCGCGUGACGAGAACUUUCAAGGAGUCGUCAAGGAAUUACAAGCUGAGUACGACAAGGUUUUGAAAGAAACUCGCACAAUGGCUAAGGACCCUGUCGACACCAAGCUGGCAACAGAGUAG
Molecule: messenger RNA, 960 nt
Organism: Hyaloperonospora brassicae
Lineage: Eukaryota; Oomycota; Peronosporomycetes; Peronosporales; Peronosporaceae
Source: the annotation of a GenBank genome assembly